Eucalyptus grandis is the source of this 1723-nucleotide messenger RNA. RefSeq lists its product as uncharacterized. Gene Ontology annotation, biological process: cell surface receptor signaling pathway. The record is from RefSeq and is a predicted model, not a curated record. NCBI's taxonomy places the organism in Eukaryota, Viridiplantae, Streptophyta, Magnoliopsida, Myrtales, Myrtaceae. The transcript has 3 exons. The coding region runs from base 707 to 1723 and encodes 338 amino acids. Gene Ontology annotation, molecular function: protein binding.
CAAGGCUUCUCACGUUCAAAAGGAGGAGGGGGGAUUCCACAGAGAGGCGGAGACCACCAUCUUGGGUUUUGGCCAGUGAAGCAAAGGCUUCUCCUUCCCCUCAUUCCAUCCGCUCAAUUUUUGGUUCCCACCCUACUCACUCCGUCGAGCAAUCCACAGUAAAAAUCCCAUCUCUUUUCCCAGAAGUUGGAAAAGAUUAUCACAACGUUGAGCGCAGGUCUGUCUCGUCUCCUUCCAAUCUCUGACGAUCCCAGCGUGGGCGAGAGGAACAGAGAAAAAAGGAGUGACAGAAAAAGCUGAGUGUGGGGGGUUCGUUCGGAGCGGGGACAGAGAGGGAAGGAGAGAGAGCGACUGAGAGUGUGAAACCUGAGAGCGAGAGGGAGCUUUCCGGCAGCUCGGCCACGCUCAAGCCCCGUUUGACAACUCCGGCCGACGUCAUCGAGGCCACAGCUCCCGUUUACCCCCGCACCACCAAACUUCAGCACCCUGCCGUUGACCUCCUCGUGAUAAACGAAGAAAAUGGGAUGAGCAGACGACAAGAAGAACUGAAGCAAAAAACGAGGGGACGAAGACUGAAGAAAGCUGUCGUGCUCCGGUGGUGAACUUUUUGUACCAUGAUAUCCAUGCUGUUUACCGCGCUCGUGAUAUUUUCCACACGAAUGGAGCCUUUUUGCUGACCAAGGCCUUCCACUCCUCAUCGGUCCCAAUGGCAGUCACCGAAUCGCCAUCGCGAGCUCCGGGAAUGGCUACGCCGGAGGAGAAGCGAAUAGACGAGGUGCUGUCGCACCUGAUCGUGCUGUCGGAGCAAGUCCGCUCGGCCGUGGACGAGGCCGAGGCGUUCAGGUCCGAGUGCUCCGAGCUGGGCAAGCGGGCCGACCUCCUCUCCGACGUGCUCCGCUCCCUCGCCCGCUUCACCGCCUCCGCUCCAUCCCUCUACGAGCGCCCCAUCCGCCGCGUCGCCCCCGAGGCCUCCAGGAACCUGGAGCAAGCCCUAGCCCUAGCUCGCAAGUGCAAGCCCCACAACAUCCUCAGCCGCGUCCUCACCGUUAUCAGUGCCGCCGAAUUUAAGAAGAUCCCGGCCCUCCUCGACGCUUCUCUCGGGGACCUGAAGUGGCUGCUCAGUGUCUUCGAUACCGAAGGUGAGGGUGUUGGUAUUGCGCUCUCGCUGCCCCCGGUUGCGAGUGAUGAGCCGAUUCUGGCUUGGGUUUGGUCCUUCAUCGCCUCGCUUCACAUGGGGCCCCUGCCUGAUCGAAUUGAGGCUGCAAAUGAGUUGGCUUCGCUCGCGCGUGACAAUGACAGGAACAAGAUGAUUAUCGUGGAGGAAGGCGGCCUACCUCCGCUGCUCAAGCUCCUGAAGGAGAGUUCGGCUCCCGAUGCUCGAAAUGCCGCCAUGACUGCGCUCCGCUACUUGGCCAAUGAUCAGGGGCGAGUACAGGCGAUUGUGAAUGAACUCGGGGUUGAGACUAUUCUGCAAAUCCUUCCUUCGCUGUCUGGAGCACGGACGACAAUCGAAGACUGGCAGUCCCAGCCGCCGCCUGACCAGAUCAUCAAAGCGAAUGAUGAUUUAUCUAAAAGGACACGGAAUCUGCCCGAUGGAGGGGUGUUGGAAGUCUCCGACAGAGUCUAUGGUGAGCUUUCACAUAUUCAGUGUCAAUGUACUACGAUAGUUUAUAUGCGCAGUAUUGUCAGAUUCCAGGAUUCUAUGUAUGCUUCUUUAUUUUAG